This is a messenger RNA of Poecilia reticulata (guppy), 2092 nucleotides long. NCBI's taxonomy places the organism in Eukaryota, Metazoa, Chordata, Actinopteri, Cyprinodontiformes, Poeciliidae. The record is from RefSeq and is a predicted model, not a curated record.
GUGACAUCAGAGUGUCCGGUCAGAGGCAGGGCUGGCCCGAGUACCGACAGAAGAAUCGGUACCGGCGGGCCCGCAGUCAGCCGGCUCAUCCGAACAAAGACGGGACACGGAGGGGCGGGAAUGAUGGAGAGGAUUCCCGGGCAGGGUUGGAGCAGCAGUGGCGGGGAAUACGGCUCUGUUCUCGGUGUGAAUGUGGGAAUUUAACCGCUGACGAAGACAAGGCUGCUGUUCCUCUCCAUCUCCUCCAUCUUGGAUGUUAGUGAUGAUGGAGCACAUCCGAACCCCCAAGGUGGAGAACGUCCGUCUGCUGGAGCGUUCUUCGGGCCAGAGGACAGCCGCCGUGGGAACGCUCUACCUGUCUGCCACUCACACCAUCUUUGUGGAGAACAACCCAGAAACCCGCAGGGAGACAUGGGUUCUGCACAGCAUGGUCUGCUGCGUGGAGCGACCGCCGGCCACGCCCACAGGAAGUCCUCUCGUCUUGCGCUGCAAGGACUUCCGGGUCUUCCAGCUCCUCUUCCCGCUGGAGCGCGACUGCCUGGAGGUCCACGCCUCCCUGACCCGUUUGUCCCGACCCGUGCGGUACAGCGAGCUCUACUGCCUGUCCUUCAACCCGAACGCCAACAAGGAGGAGCGCGAGGAAUCCUGGAGCUUCAUCGACCUGAAGGCCGACUACAGGAGGAUGGGCGUUCCCAACAACCUGUGGGUCGCCACGGCAGCCAACAGCGAGUACCGGGUGUGUGACACGUACCCCGCUGAGCUGUUUGUCCCGAAGUCGGCCACGCCGGCCGUCAUCGUGGGCAGCUCCAGGUUCAGGAGCCGAGGUCGCUUCCCGGCUCUGUCCUACUUCCACCAGGACACGCUGGCGGCGGUGUGUCGGUGCAGCCAGCCGCUGUCAGGGUUUAGUGGCCGCUGCCAGGAGGACGAGCUGAUGCUGCAGGCGUUGAUGAAGGCCAACCCAGGAAGUGAGUUCAUCUACGUGGUGGACACCCGGCCCAAGCUGAACGCCAUGGCCAACCGCGCGGCGGGGAAGGGCUACGAGAACGAAGACCACUACUCCAACAUCCGGCUGCUCUUCAUCGGCAUCGAGAACAUCCACGUGAUGAGGAGCAGCCAGCAGAAGAUCCUGGAUGUGGGGGAGAUGCGUGCGCCGUCCAUGACCGACUUCCUGUGGGGGCUGGAGAGCUCCGGCUGGCUGAAGCACAUCAAGGCGGUUCUGGACGCCGGCGUCUUCAUCGCCAAGGCUGUGGCGGAUGAAGGCGUCAGCGUUCUGGUCCACUGCUCAGACGGGUGGGACCGAACGGCCCAGGCCUGCUCUGUGGCCAGCAUUCUGCUCGACCCGUUUUACAGAACCAUCAGAGGAUUUAUGGUGCUGAUCGAGAGGGACUGGGUCUCCUUUGGACACAAGUUCUCUCACAGGUACGCCCACCUGGACGGCGACCCGAAGGAGGUGUCCCCGGUCCUGGACCAGUUCCUGGAGUGUGUGUGGCAGCUGUCGGAGCAGUUCCCCUGCGCCUUCCAGUUCAACGAGCGCUUCCUGGUGGCCGUCCACUCCCACGUCUACUCCUGCCAGUACGGCACCUUCCUGGGCAACAGCGAGAAGGAGCGCCGGGACAUGAGGCUCCGUGAGCGCAGCCACUCGGUGUGGCCCCAGCUGUGGUCGGAGCGGUCCCGGUUCUCCAACCCGCUCUACAAGGCCGAGCUGAGCCAGAGUCAGGGCGUGCUGAGGCCCAACACCUCCCCCUACUGCUUCAAGAUGUGGAAGGGCCUCUACAGCCACCUGGAGAAGGCCACGCCCCCUCGACAGUCACCUGCCGACUUCCUGUCUGCCGUCAGGGAGGAGUCCCAGCACCUGGAGGAGGAGCUGACCAAUCAGCAGGAGGUACCGGCCGGAGGGACCGCCCACCACUCCGAACAAGGCAUACAGCACACAAACACACCUUUAACUAGGACACCAGCUUCAGCAUGGGCAACAGUCAGAACCCAGCAGCUGGACCCGACCAGCUGCGACGGUUUUCAAAAUAAAGUUCAAUUUGUUUUAGUAGUGGAAAGAUGGCUGUUCUGUUUGCAGCUGUAAAAAUGGCCGCAGCAG